AGGACUUAAAUGGGAAAGACAUCAUGAUAAAACUCCACCUGCGUCAAUCCACUCGCUCCAUCUAUUUGGGUCUGGCGUGUCUGUCCCUCGCUCUCCACCUCCUUCUGGCAUUAUUUUGUCUCUCCGUCCUCCAGACAGCCUGUGUACUUCCCACCUCCUCCUCCUCCUCUUCCUCCUCUUCCUCUGUUCCAAGAACAGACACUCAGCGCCAUCAGGCUAUCUCCCGCUCCUCCUCGUCUUCAGCUGCCUCCUCCUCCUCCUCACAUGAACUGCCAACGGUCCCCCAGGAGGAAGGGCAUCACAAACCGAAUGCCAAAACCUCGCACCCUGAGGGGAGAGACUCGCCUAAUGAUGAUGCAACUGUGAAGGAAAAGAAAGCGACUGGAGUUGGAAAAGUGAUUCCAAGGGUCAAGGGUCGCUCUAAGCUGGAGGUGUUGUUCGAGCACCCGCUGUACAACCUGCCACGCCCGGAGCUGCAGGACGACGAUUGGCUGCUGAGGGUGAAGACAGAUGAACGUGCGAGGGAUACAGGAAGUGAAGAAGAGGAGGGGGAAGAAGUAAUCAAUAGUGACAGUCAGUGGCAGAGCGCCAGUCAGGAGGAAGGCUACGACAAAGUGGACUGGACGAGCGACGUGGAGACCCACCCUCCCUGGCUACGGUUCCACCUGGGCAUCUCUCGCUGGGAGCUGUACAACAGGAAGGAUCCCAACCUGGCCGGCCUGACUCACUACUUGGCAACGCAGCGCAUCCUCGGUGCUGUUCAGAAGACGGGCGGCACCCAGCUCAAACUGCUCAUGUCGUUCCCAAACUACGGACAAGCUCUGCUGAAACCCAUGAAACAGUCCAGAGAUGCAGAGACGGAUGGGAACCUCUUCUACUUCUCCGACUUUGAAAGACACAACGCAGAGAUCGCUGCCUUCCACCUCGACAGAUUGCUGGGCUUCAACAGGGUGCCUCCGGUGGUCGGCCGCCUCAUCAACGUCACCUCAGAGGUCAGAGAGAUCACCACCGACCACAAGCUGUCCAGGACCUUCUUCACUUCCCCUGUGGGAAAUGUGUGCUUCUACGGCCAGUGCGAGUACUACUGUUCAUUAGAGCACCCAGUGUGCGGGCGGCCACAUGCACUGGAGGUUUCCCUGGCCGCCAUGCUACCUGACCUCACCCUCGCUCCCCGCAGGUCCUGGAGGUCGCCAUGGAGACGCUCCUACAGCCGCACCAAGCUAGCACAGUGGGAGAAGGACCCGGCCUACUGUGACAAAGUGAAACAGACGCCUCCUUACAAUCACGGCACCAGACUGGUGGAUCUCAUAGAUAUGGCCAUACUGGACUUCCUCAUGAGCAACAUGGACAGACAUCACUAUGAGACGUUUGAGAAAUUUGGCAAUGAGACUUUUCUGCUGCACCUUGAUAACGGCCGGGCGUUUGGGCGUCACUCUCGGGAUGAGCCAACUAUUCUGACUCCUCUGAAGCAGUGUUGCAGGAUCCGUCGGUCCACCCUCCUCCGCUUGCGCCUGUUGUCCCUCCCCGCCGUCCGUCUGAGUGAUGUCAUGCGGGAGUCGCUGGUUCAGGACCCUCUGGCUGCCACUGCCCCCCUCCUCUCUGAGCCGCACCUCUCUGCUCUGGACCGGCGCCUGGCAGCCAUCCUGCAGGUGGUGCAGACCUGUCAGCGUCAGCACAGAGAAGUAAUUUACAACGACUUGGAAGGAGAUGAUGAAGACUUCAAUCAACAGCCCGACUGAGGAAAAGAGCUCUAAAUCAUUGACAGGAAGGCCCUCUGCAUGUGCCCUGAAAGCCUCUGCUGGAUCCUGCACAGACAGUUAAGACAGGAUGAUUCUGUUGAUCCCUGUAUGAUCGAAACAUACUGAGGAACUGAUGAGUUUACUA
This is a messenger RNA of Acanthopagrus latus (yellowfin seabream), 1884 nucleotides long. Its product is annotated as extracellular serine/threonine protein kinase FAM20C-like. The record is from RefSeq and is a predicted model, not a curated record. Lineage: Eukaryota; Metazoa; Chordata; Actinopteri; Spariformes; Sparidae. The transcript has 12 exons. Gene Ontology annotation, biological process: protein phosphorylation. Gene Ontology annotation, cellular component: Golgi apparatus. Gene Ontology annotation, molecular function: phosphotransferase activity, alcohol group as acceptor. The coding region runs from base 24 to 1739 and encodes 571 amino acids.